Rosa rugosa (rugosa rose) is the source of this 613-nucleotide messenger RNA. Its product is annotated as probable histone H2A.3. Gene Ontology annotation, cellular component: nucleosome. Lineage: Eukaryota; Viridiplantae; Streptophyta; Magnoliopsida; Rosales; Rosaceae. Gene Ontology annotation, molecular function: DNA binding; protein heterodimerization activity; structural constituent of chromatin. The record is from RefSeq and is a predicted model, not a curated record. Bases 81 to 476 code for a protein of 131 amino acids. The transcript has 2 exons.
AGCCAAAAUCUCCAUCACCAACUCUUCUCUCUCUUCAAAUCUUCAACCUCUCCAGACUCCUCCUCUUCUCUCAAAUCUCAAUGGCCGGAAGAGGCAAAUCGCUCGGCUCCGGCGCCGCCAAGAAGGCCACCUCCCGCAGCAGCAAAGCCGGCCUCCAAUUCCCCGUCGGCCGUAUCGCUCGCUUCCUCAAAUCCGGCAAGUACGCCGAGCGUGUCGGCGCCGGCGCCCCCGUCUACCUCGCCGCCGUCCUCGAAUACCUCGCUGCCGAGGUUUUGGAACUGGCCGGAAAUGCAGCCAGGGACAACAAGAAGACUCGGAUUGUGCCACGUCACAUCCAAUUGGCCGUCCGGAACGACGAGGAGCUCGGCAGGCUUCUCGGAUCCGUCACCAUCGCAAACGGCGGCGUUUUGCCCAACAUCCACAACAUGCUUCUUCCCAAGAAGACCUCCAAGAGCGCUCCGGCCGACGAGGACUGACUGAAAACCCUAGACUGAAACUUUUGAGUUGGUUUAGAAACUGAAAUGUAGAGUGAUUUAAGAGUGUUUAUGGUGGAAUUUGUACUUAAAUGGUUCGAAAUUUAAUCUAAUCAGAGAUAUUAGCUUUUGGUCCCAAA